AUGGAGCUGGAAGACGUUUCCUACAGCUUGGAGAAUGAACAACAAUUCUGGGUUGAAUUAGAGAAGAUAUUAUCCGAGAAAUGUGACUCGCAUGCCCGUAUAGACAAUGCCCUUCGCGCCUACCUGGGGUUCAGCGCCCAGUUUAAAGAUGAAUACCUCGUCAACGAAUAUGACAUUUCUCGCUGCUCAUACAAACUCUUUUCGUCAAGCCUCUUCGCCCAACACGCCGAUUACAUUCGAAGACAGAUAAUAUACAGCUUAUUAGAAGAGGAUGAGCCGGAUAUUCUACAGUUCAUCGUGUCAUUCCUACUCUUUGACGGGCGGCAGAAUGAUAGCACCUUUCUGCUCAUGAACGAAGUCGGCACUUUUCCAAGGCUAUUGAAACUAGUUCAUUCCAUCAAACUUCAAGAUGGUGACGGUGCUGAUCUUCACCGUAUGUUGAUGGAUCUUCUUUAUGAGAUGUCCAGAAUACAACGCAUCAAGAUAGAGGAUUUGGUACUGGUAGAGGACAGCUUCAUUAGGUAUCUCUUCGAUCUCAUUGAAGGUUUAUCUGACGAUGCCCAUGACCCUUACCACUAUCCUGUGAUUCGCGUUCUGCUGGUAUUGAACGAGCAGUUCAUGGUCCUUGCGCACGAUCCUGCCUCUGGGACACCCUCUAAUCCACUCACAAACAAAGUGAUGAAGAUACUUUCCGUAGAUGGAAACAAUUUCAAAACAUUUGGUGAAAACAUCAUCUUACUACUCAAUCGAGAAGGCGAAACAUCUUUGCAAUUGCUCACACUUAAAUUACUCUACCUCAUUUUCACAACUCCAUCUACCUAUGAGUACUUUUACACAAAUGACCUGCGAGUACUCGUUGACAUAUUGAUACGAAAUCUACUGGAUCUGCCGGCAGAAGCUGUCGCUUUGCGACACACAUAUCUACGAGUUCUUUACCCCCUUUUAGCACAUACGCAGCUCAAGGACCCACCUCAUUAUAAGCGCGACGAAAUAAGAAAGACCCUGAGCAUAUUGGUCCACAGCAGAAUUGAAGGAAACGAGCACGACUAUGAAAAGAUUAUGCAUUUUGGUGAAGCUGAUGAUACAACGAAAAGACUUGUCUCUCGGUGUAGUCAAGUGGAAUGGUUACACGAUCCAGAGCCAGAACUAUGUGACACACCAGACAUACCCGAAGAGGAUGGGCAAGCAGAGGUGACAGGCGUCCCUAUCCCAGAUGUAUCACAUGAGAAAGGCGCAGACCUGGCCGAGUCACCGGUCUCACAAAGCUCUGAUUCAACUACAUCGCCUACCGAACUCGCACCGCCAUCACCCAAUACUUCCUUUUCCGUGAUAGCACCUGAUAUAACUACCAAGACAGGCUCAGAUGCCAAAGUCAAAUCCAAACCACCACCUCCCAAGUCAAGGCGCAGCGGCCAUCAUGUCACAGAGGAACAUGAUGAUAAUCGCGGAAGAUCUGCAGUUUUACGCGAACAUCACGCCCCGACCUUGACGGUCAGCCACGAGUCACCAUCAGGGACACUACCUCUUCCGAAACCUCCAUCCACAUCAAGAUCAACGUCGAGACCAGCGCCGGCUGUGCCUCCACCGCGGAGAUCAACUCAUCAUGCAUCACCAAAUGCGACUACAUCUGACCAUCACACUUAUCAUCACAUCCAUCAAAACACCUAUCCUCCCUUACCUAUCAAAUCGAACCACAAGCCCCCGCCACCAAAGACACGUCGUUGGCAACAUGGUGCAAAGUUAUCGCAUGAGUUGUCUGGAGCUGAUGAUGAGCGGUCUGCAUCUCCUGCCUCUGUCGGAAGCUUUGCUCCUCCAACAGACUCGGAUGAUUCCCAUCCUGUACACGACUCCUCCGUAGCCAUCGAACAGACAAUGGAGAAAACGAGUCUUGAAGCUUGAAUACCAGAAACACAUUCAUCACUUGUGGCUACAAUGUAACUACUUAGUCCAUAGGAUGACCAACACUUUAGCAGCAGUGCUGAAUCAGACAAACACAGACUACAAUAUAUUGCUUAAUGUCC
This is a messenger RNA of Talaromyces stipitatus ATCC 10500, 2021 nucleotides long. RefSeq lists its product as uncharacterized. The transcript is spliced from 7 exons. Gene Ontology annotation, cellular component: actin cortical patch. Lineage: Eukaryota; Fungi; Ascomycota; Eurotiomycetes; Eurotiales; Trichocomaceae. The record is from RefSeq and is a predicted model, not a curated record. Bases 1 to 1899 code for a protein of 632 amino acids. Gene Ontology annotation, biological process: actin cortical patch assembly; endocytosis; actin cortical patch localization. Gene Ontology annotation, molecular function: Arp2/3 complex binding.